This is a messenger RNA of Mycotypha africana, 672 nucleotides long. RefSeq lists its product as uncharacterized. The transcript has 2 exons. The annotation marks the transcript as partial. NCBI's taxonomy places the organism in Eukaryota, Fungi, Mucoromycota, Mucoromycetes, Mucorales, Mycotyphaceae. The record is from RefSeq and is a predicted model, not a curated record.
AGAAGGCUGCCUCUUGAUAACUGUGUUUUUGGUGACUAUCGCAACACAUUCAAGUCAAAAGUUGUUGAAGCUUGCUCUGUUAUCCGCAACUUGGUUCUUAGAGCCAAGCUCUUUGUGAAUUACUACGUCUUGGAAAAUGCCACUCUUGCUGAGCCAAAAUGUAUUAAAUGUAUCUUUACACAAAAUUUCUGGUACUCUAUGAUACAGCUAGUGAAUGGACAAAGACCAACAAAUAGUAGGAUGGUAUCAGAACAAUUAUUGAGCUCGUUUGAUUCUUUUAAAACGACUUACCCUAAGAUUGUCUUCCCUGUCAAGCUCUUUCCUGGACUUAGUCAAGCCAUUACAGAAGCAUGCACCGAAAUUGCUACUUCCUAUACGAACAGUAUAGUGGAAAAUUUUGAGGAGAAACUUCUCUAUUUUUUGAUAUAUAAAAUACAAACAGCAUUUGUGUGUAUGCCUUGGAAGCUUGUCAAAAAGGUCACAAGUGAUUUCUGCUAUCAAGAUAUAUGCCAAGGAAAACCUAAAUGGCCAACUGAUGACUACCUUACCAAAGAUAUAAAAGCAAAGAUCCAAACCUUCUGUGAACCUUGGAAGAAGAAGCUGGGGAAGAAAGUGAACAUGAAGACAUUAUCCGCUGAUCCUGGGUCUUUCGUACCCUUUUGUUAUCUUUGA